AUGUCGGCCUUUGAGCGUUGGCGCAACGCCAGCGAGUUACCAGAUGUAUGGGCCCAGCAGCGUCCAAUGUCGCCAGACGAACAUGUCGGUCUUUCGUUGCACGUAGCAGAUACAAGGCAGACAACAAACCCCAGCCUACCCCAGAAUGCCGCUCCAAUCUUGCAAGACGAGCAUGUCGGCCUUUCGUUGCACAUAACAGAUGCAAGGCAAACAAUAACUCCAAACCCACCGCGAAAUGCCGCUUCAAUCUCGCGAGACGAACCUGUCGGUCUUGCGUUGCACGGAACAGAGUUGAAAGACUUCGCGAAGCCCGUACCACAACGGCUCAAAGAUCGAUUCUUCGACAUAAAGAUUCUAUAUUCUCAACCACUCUAUGACUCUAUUUCGAAAAGAAAUAAGGACCCUGGCAACAUCUCGAUGAAGCUCAGAUAUCUGGGUCUUGAUUCGCAGAAUACCGAGCUUCACAUAGUAAUACAGUGUGAGAAGAGGGUCGCAAAGAAGGUCAAGAAGUUCUUUGCACAAAAACACGUUGAGGAAGAGCUCUUACCAGACUUUCGAGUUUUAGUCUUGGGCAAGCCGCCGAUAGAAGUUGCAAACGACGAAAUGAUAGACGUCCUUACCGACUCCCUUCCCGUCAACACAAUUUGCGGGAUGCCUAUCACACUGAGUGGAAAUGGCAGAUCCGUCAGAUGCACUAUCGGUGGAGUUAUCGUUGUUGAAACCGACCAGAAACGUCUGUAUGGACUUACAGCUGGGCAUCCAUUAAGAAGAAUCCGAGUGGUCCCUUCUGACAAGAAGCUGAUGAACGAAGUGUAUGGAUCAUCGUCGUCUUCAGAUGAAGAAGAGUAUUCCGAAAGCGAUGAUGCCUCUACAGAAACAUCACUAUCCCUUCCAAAAUCGGAACAUUCCGAUACCGAGAGAACAUGUGACGACAAUCUCUUGCAAACAAAACCUCCCAUCGGGACCGUUGUUUAUGACUCUUUCAUUAAUUCGCCAGAAGAAAACUACGAUUGGGCACUCUUGGACCUUAACGAGGAAUAUGCAUUGCCAAAUCUAGUGAAUCGUGGUAAACAGCCCAAAGAUUCCGACAUCGAAGAUGACAAACCAGAAGUUCACCGUUAUUACAUUGACUCUAUCGACACGACCCUGACAAAGCAAGUACUUGUGCUAAAGCAAGAUAAACCGCGUAUGGCAGAAUUAUCCUUGAAUACUUCUUCAUUGAUGAUGUCUCCUGGAUCGAAAUUCGUUAAUGCCCAUGAUGUUACAUUCAAGGAUGGUUCACAUGCCAAGACCUUGGGCCUUUAUGGGCAUGUCGUUUCUGUUGAUGCGUUUGGAGAAGCCCAGGUAAUGCCUAUCCAGUCCACACUUAAAAGCAUCAAGCGGCAGUUGGAGGCAACUCGAGUAUCCCUCGCCACAAGCUCGACUAUUGAUCAGCCAAAGCUUUCUUUGAGUGGGCCAUACACUUCCAAUCCACCAGGGCCAACUGCUCAGUUCCAUGAUGUGUCUGGUGAUACCAUCAGGGUAGCAAAGUCUCCUCAAGAUACUGAUCUCGACGUCGUAAUGCCACCGGGUCGGGUUUCAAGGGGCGAGAAUCGGCCUGAAACCAUUAAUUACUACGGCAAUGUUCUCCAAGUUCACAGCAAGCCUAGUUAUGUACAACGGGCAGACAAGUUAUCAGCCACGCAACGGCGCUCAGACGCCUUUCCUUGA
Fusarium poae is the source of this 1710-nucleotide messenger RNA. RefSeq lists its product as uncharacterized. Lineage: Eukaryota; Fungi; Ascomycota; Sordariomycetes; Hypocreales; Nectriaceae. The transcript has 2 exons. The record is from RefSeq and is a predicted model, not a curated record. The coding region runs from base 1 to 1710 and encodes 569 amino acids.